GAAGAAAUUACUUUCGAGACUGUUCCUCGUUCGACCGUAAGCCGCGUCUCGUUGGAUCUGUCGUUAGAAAAAAAGAAAAAAAAAGAAAGGAAAAGAAAGGAGGGGAACGACGAAAACGCCGAAAAAGCGCUCUCUUCGCGACUUAUCGCUGCUUACGGCUCGAGACUAGGAGUGACCCAUAAAAGGAACGCGAUCGAUAAGUUCGUCGAUCCGUGAUGCGCGAUAAGAUCGUGCACGAGGAUUAAAAUUAUCCGCGGCCUUACAAAAGGAGAACGAAUCGAUAACGAGAUCUCUACGAUAUCUUUCCCUCGAAACGGAAUAGAGAGAUGAUUCCAUCGAAACGUACGGAAACGAUCGCAACGCGUCGAAAGAAAUCGAAGAAAGUCCAAGUUCCGGAGACUCUGUCUCUCCCCCUGACGCAUUUGUUUCGAUGGCAACGGUAUUUUUCGAUGGAAUCAUCUCGACGAGAGGAACGCAUGCGCGGCGGACGAGAGGAACGAAACGAGAGAGGGUUGAAACGACGUCAGGGGCUGCAUUAGGGUCCAGUCUAGGGUUCGAGCCUAGCCGAUAUGUCGAGCUCCUACGAAGUAGGCGACGGAGCCUAUCGCAGCUCUGGCCGAGAAGGAACUAGCUCGACGACUAUAGACUUUUUACAUCGGGAACGCGAACCUGCCUAUCGCCGCCACCGCCGGCGUCGAAGCCAUCGACGGUGGUGCGCGCGCGCGCGCGCGCCCACACAGCACCACGACGGCUUCCACCUUUAGUCGUUCAGCUGACUCCAGUCGUGUACGACUGUCGUUUGUCGCGUCUUUUUUACCUCCCUCCCCCUCCUCGACGUUGCGAUCCGUCGUCGUUUCGAAGGGUCCUUACCUCGAAGCAAAAUUCAAACGCAUAGAAUCGUCAUCGCGCGAGACACUCGCGAUUCUAAUUUCUAUUCUUCGUUGAAAUUUCUUGUGCGAGAAAGAAGACGGACGGAGAUGAGCCAAAAGACAAAGCUUCGCGUCCGGACUCCGGCUCGACGUUAACCAGAGCAGAACGACGUUGGACGUUUUCCACGUCUACUACGAGAUUUGAGAAAGUGCUCAACCCCUUUUUUCUUCGCCAGACAGAGAGAGAGAGAGAGAGAGAGAGAGAGAGAGAGAGAGAGAGAGAGAGAGAGCGCGAGAGGGGGUGGGGGGAAGAUAGGAGGGGAAGGAUGGUAGGAUGAUCAAAGUUGAUAAUCGUCGAGAGAUAACCUCUAUAUUCCUUCGCAGCCUUCUCGCGAGCGUGCUCGUUGAAUGAAAAAGAGAGAAAACUCGGGGUUCGUUGUCGCAUCGAUUCUUUCGAGAAACCUUCUCACUGACGUACCGUUCUCUUUAUUUUCCUUAAGAGUAAACAUUUUUUUCGCGUGUAACGCGUUUACGAACGCCCUCGUUGACGGAUAUAGAUACGAUAUCGGCUCGCGUACGUACACGUAUUCCCCGAGUACGUCGGUGCGCGUCUACAGUUCGGUGGAACUCGUUCGAUGGGAUUAUGUGCGAGAUACGAUUGAGUUUCGUUUUCUCCUCGUCGAAAUUAGGUCACUCCCUAGACGUAUCGACGACGCAACGAUUGCCCUAUUCUUCUCUCAGCGAUAAUGGAAAGAGAAUAAGUGUUUUUGAACAAAAAUUAGGCCACUCGAUCUCGCUCGUUUCGGCGCGGAGGGGCUUACUCGUACGAUUAAUUCGCUUCGAGACGAUGUUUAUGUACUCGCUCGAGACGUUUAUAUUUUUCUUUUCAUCGAUGGUCAAUGCGAGCACCUCGACUAUUAAUAAACGAGGAUCCUAUAGAAAAGAAUCAAGGAUUCCUUUGAUUUAUGUUCCUGUCGUGAAACACGGCAGUGCAAUUUGCAUGAUAUCGGAAUGAUCUCCAUCUAUCGCCCUGUGCACGCACAGCCUUAGCGAAAGCGGAACUCUUAUGGGAAAAGUAUCGAAAAGCGCCGGGUCUAGCGAUGAUUCCAAGGCGAUGAAUCGAAGGACGAGAUAUCAUGAGACACGAAAACGGUUGAAGGGCGCGUGCACGCAAUGUAAUAAGAGGCAGGGCAGGUGAAAAGAUGAGAAAAUGAAGAAGAAAGAGAGGCGUUUCUAAUUGGAGAAUGAGCGGUUUUUUCAACUCACUCAAAAACCUCGCGUCGGCAGCCGCGUACGCAGGAAGCUCUGCUUCGAGAUAUCAAGAGCUGGAAGUCGAAGACACGAAGAUGAGAUUUAGCUUGACUCCUCAGCCGGGGGAAAGUGGAUUUCAACAAUGGCUGGACGCGAUGAAGAUGGUAGCGCGUUUGCCGGGUGGCAUACCAGCGGAAUUUCGAAAAAGACUUUGGCUGACGCUGGCGGAACGUCAUCUGGAGCAACGAGGCGUGGACUGGAAGCAGGCUGAGAAGGUUUGCUUCAACGAGUGGAGUAACCCCGACGACGAGGAGCUCGGUAUACAAAUCGUAAAGGAUCUUCAUAGAACGGGCUGCAGUCUGUUUUGCGGAGCAGCCGGACGCGACAAUCAAGCCGUGCUACGUCGAGUGUUGCUCGGCUUCGCACGAUGGAACAAGUCGGUCGGUUAUUGUCAAGGAUUAAACGUAUUGGCGGCUCUUGUGUUACAAGUCAUGGAUCGUGCGGAAUCGUCGGCCGUGAAGGUGAUGAUUUAUCUCAUAGAAGGUGUCCUACCGGAAGGUUACUUCGCCGACAAUCUUCGCGGGCUCUCCGUCGACAUGGCCGUUUUUCGUGAUCUUCUUCGUUCGAGGAUGCCGAAAUUGUCGAAGCACCUUGAGAUUUUGCAAAGCGACGCGAAAGACAAGGCUACGGGUAGCAGCUACGAGCCGCCUCUCACGAACGUCUUCACCAUGCAAUGGUUCCUCACGCUCUUUUGUCAUUGCUUGCCGCAAGACGCGGUACUCCGCGUUUGGGAUCUCAUAUUUCUCGAGGGCGACCAAGUGCUUCUGAGGACGGCUUUGGCCAUUUGGGAGAGUCUUUCCGACCGUAUCAUGACCGUGACGUCGGCCGACGAGUUUUACAGCAUCAUGGGCGUUCUCACGCGAGAGAUGUUGGAAUUUACGGAUACGAAUAAUCUUAUAAAGAACAUCGUCAGUUUGGGACCAUUGCACGGCGUGACGGGACUUAGAGAAAAGCAUAGGUACAAUAUCACACCGUGGGCUCGAAAAUUAAGCGACGACGAGGACAGCGAUACCGAGGAGGACGAAAGAUUGGCCGUGGCCGCGGCUAUGUUCAGUAUGGCUCAGCGAUUGAAGAAAGGUGAACUUUUGAGCGAGCACAUUUCCUCGACGGUGGGAGCGAUACAAGCGAUGGCUCCUGGCAACGAUCGAGAACGCCUCGCUUUGGACAUCAGUACGUUGAAACAACAGUACGCUAAGCUUCGAGAACGACAACGGCAAGCUCAUAUCAUACUCUCCGCCGCGUGUGCGAGACAGUCGAUGGUUCCUCCAGCCACUUCUCAGGCCAUGAAUCACCUGUUAGUCGGUAAGAAUGCGCUGGUCAGUGGAAAGAAUCGAUCCCUCGGUUUGUCCACCGCUACGACCCCUUCCAAGACGAGACCCGUCGUUCUCCACGGUCCACGGGCGCCUAGUAAGAAGGACAGACAGCAGGUCGUCACUUUGCAUUGGAAGGACACGAAGAGGCAGAAGCACAAAUUCGGGGAGACAGCUGCCGAGGCUACGAAGUGCAAGGAGAAGUCGAUAGAAUCGCCGGAGGAGACGACGCACGAGCUAGCGUCACCGAAAAGCGGAGUCGUCGACAGCGACAGCGACAGCACGUCGACGGAGCUCUGCGACGAGCCCGAUCGAUGCAGUGACGUCGACAGCGAAGAGCUAACGUCAGCGUCUGACAAUUAUUACGUCAUGGCUAGCGAAGAGGAGAAAAGCGGGAGGGUCGAGGGUUCUUCGACCUCGGGCAAUUCGCCCGUUCGUUCGCCGCGUGACGCGACGGUUGUUAGUCCCCGCGACGUCAUCGGGGAAGAGAGUCUCGACUUGGCGGAGACCUCGUCGAUAGCAAAGAUCACCGAUCAAAUAAGAAGAUUAUCGGCCGAAGACGACAAUAAUACGAUGGUUCCUCAAGCGUCCUUAAAGGGCGAAAUCAAGAAAGACGAUUGCCUCGAUAAGAGAGCUUUGCUCGAGGCUGGCCAAGCGAAAUCUUCAAAGUGUCAAGACGGAGUCGACGAGAGGAAGGAAUGUUUAGGUUCGUUCGACGAUCGGGAUUACUUCAAAUUUAAUUACGGCGAAUCAAAGACCGGUUACGCGCCGAUGAGAGACAAGCACGAGGAGUCCGUCGGGAGGAACGACGACGAAAUUGGAGGGACGACGACCGAUCUCGGAUCGGUGACGAAGGCGAUCGCCCUUGGCGCUUACGACGUAGGAAUCGCUACUGGUCCGUCCGAGCGAAACGAUAUUCGCGCUUUCCUUUCCAAGGAAUCGAUCGUUAUCGAUACGAACGUUACUUCCAAGUACGAGAGCUCCUCGCUCCUUAUAUCUUACGACAAGAAGGAGGAACGUUCGGACGAUAGGGACAAACGUUUCGAAUUGACUUUGGAUUCUUACAAGCUCGAAGGAUCGUUGAAUAGUUGUAAACCCAUAGAUUUUAAAUCGUCGGACACGAGGGAGAAACUCGAAUUUACGAACGUUUCUUACGGAUCCGCGCGUAGUCCGUCGGUAGACGCCGAAGAGACGGAUUUUCAAGUUUCCUUGGCUUCUUACAAAUCCUUGAAGUCGUCCGAUACGAGCGACAAAGCUUUCGAGACGUCUUUGGACACGUACGAGUCGUUAAAAUCGCCGAACAGAAGGGACCAACGCGUCGAGGCGUCUCUUCGUCCUUACGAAUCCUUAAUGAAUUCGGCAGAGACGAGCAACAAACGAUUCGGAAUAUCUUUGGAUUCUUAUAAACGUCCGAGGUCGCCGGACGUGACGAACGACAAGCGUUUCGGGACGUUGUCUUUGGACUCUUACAGAUCUUUCAAAUCGUCGGACGCGAACGAGAAACGCCUCGAAUCGUCUUUGGAUUCCUUUAGAAAAUCCGCGCAGACCCCGGAGACGAACGACAAACCGUUUCAGACAUCGUCGAGUACCUACAAACUCGGAGCGAAAUCGCCGGAGCCGAAGGACGACGGUUUCGUCGAACGCUCCACGAAGACUUACGCGAACGUUUUCGGCCAGAGUCCCAGAAAGGACAUCUCGUUGGACGUUACGUCGUCGGCGGGUUCGCUUCUGUCCGGACAAAGCUUCUACGCGUCGAAAACGUACGUCGUUGGCCACCUUCCGAUCUCGCCGAUAAUCGUAGAUCAGAAAGUGAAUAAUCCGAACCGCGCCGCGUACGACAUCGCCGGCGACCCCGUCGCCGCGACGGACACCACGGUUAGAAACUCGGAUCGGUCGGUGGAAAGAGGAAAGUCGCCCAACGUGGAAGGCGCCAAGUAUUACGCGACGGAUACGACGACGAGGAAGAGGAGUCCUAGAACGCCGGACAGUUCGAAGUCGUUUAGCUCGGGCGAGACGAUGGGUCCGGAUUCGAAAGCCUCGAGUUUGACCGUCAGUCCGAGGACCCCGGUCAAGUCGGUCUCUCGAGAGUUUUCCGCGGACAAGUCCGCGUGUUCCUCGAUAAGCUCGGACUCGAAAACCCUCGUGCUUCUGUCAACGACCGAGUCCGACGUAGCGAGGGAGAGUCCGAGAUUGGAAGGGAAAAAGUCGUCCUACGAAAGGUCGAGCCCCUCGACGUCGUUCAGCACCGACUCGCUCAAGUACAAAUCGGACUCGAGUCCUAAACUAAUCGUAAGCAGCUCCAGCGACUCCUGCAGUCCGAGCAAAAUGAAGUCUUCCGAGAGGUCCUUCAGUUCGGACCUUCGAUCGCCUAUAAGUGCCAAUUCUAUAAAAUACACCUCGAACUACGGGAAACGAGGUCAAGAUAAUAUUUCGGACUCGUCCAUCGAUCCGAGCACGGCCGUCUCGCCGUUUUAUCCGAUCGCCCAUCCCAAUCGAAAGACCCCGUCGCCGUACAACGUUUCCAGGCGUAGAUGCAGCCAAGAUAGCGCGCCUGACACCUCGCCGGAACAAAGAUUAUCCGUUUCCAAGGAUUCGGGCAAGUGCUCGAGUAGCGCUCGUACGAACUCGGAUUCCGGAUCUUCGAGGAUCUUCGAGAGCAGAGAGGAAAAUGGAAUAUCGACGAAGAACUCGUGCUUGAACGUAUCGGAAAGAGAUCGGGAGAGAAACGAUCGUAGAGUUUACGAAUUCGGAUCUAACUCGAUUUUCUAUAGCAACGAAAACGAGCAACAGUCCGCGGAGGAUAACGGCGGGGGCGGGGGCGGCGGCGACGGCGGCGGCGGCGGCGACUGCGGUGGCGACGGCGACGGCGGCGGCGGCGACGAUCGCUCGUCCGAGAAAGACACGGUAUCUCAGUUGCCUCGAGAACAAUUGAACAAGCAUUUCAUGAAUCUUAAUUUCAGGCACAAGGACCGUUCGAAAUUCUUGGAAAGAAGUUCCAGCAGUCUGGAUCGAAGAUCCGCCGAUUUGAAAUCUUCGGCAUCUACGGACGAGCUCUCAGCCUCGAUCGUAAAGAAAAGAUCGAGUGACAUAUUGGAAGAUAUGAAGCAUCUCGAGGCUAAGGCCUUCAGCGACGGACCCUCGGAAAGCGGUAUACUCGGCAAGAAGAACAGUUACAUAUGGGAGGAUUUCAAGAACCUCGAGGCCAGACGCCAGGACAAUUUCAGCAAUUCGGCAAGCAGCUUCUCGAGGCAUCGCCUCGACGUCGCCGGCGUUACCGAAGCGUACAGCCUGCCGCCGGACGCUAGAAAGUCCUACGUAGUGCGCCCAAAGAUGAGCAUAGACGAGAGUAUCGACAGUAUUUUAAAGACGGUCUCGCGUAACAAGUGCAACGCCAACGACGACGGCCGCGGGGAAAGGCGCGACGAGGACGAGGAGAACGACGGCAGAGAAUCGAAAUUGGGCGUUUGGACGAAGGUCAAGCCGAGGAAGAGGGGUAACGACGGUCGGAGGAGUAGCGACAGGGCCUUGAAGAUAAUCCAAGAGAACUCGGCGAUCCUACAGAAGAUCCUGGCGUGUCAAGCGAAGAAGCGUCUACCCGAUCUCGAGGAAAUAUCGAAGGAGAUAACGAUUAGCCCUAUAAACGAGGAAAUUUCCAAGAUAUUCAGUCCGAUAUUGGAGAAGAUGGGAUUGAACGAGCACGAGAUAAACGAGGAGUUGGCACGGAUCAAUUUCAAGGAUUUCGACGAUAUGACGGGAACGAGCGUCUCCGAGUUCGAUGCGAAGAUCCACGACGAAUUGUCGAAGCUGUCCUUGAUAGACGAGACCGAACGCGCGAACGAUCUCGACGUGGACGAGAUCGUAUCUCAGGAAUAUUUCGACACGCGGGAGGCUCUGAUAGAUCGGAAGAUCAACGAGGAACUGUCGAAGCUCUUGGCGAAUUACGAGGAGGAACCGCGUUUGAGCGUGGCGACGUUGGAGAAGGGUUCCUCCAGUCAGAACGUCAGCGAUACCGAGGGGCUCGACUUGACCAGCAUCUCGACGAACGUCUUUUCGUACAAAUCCUCGAACGACUCCAUCGAGACGAGGAGCGAGCAAGGCUCCCUCCAGGAAACGUCGAUUCAGCCGGAAAGAUAUCCUCAGUACGGUCAACCGGCUUUGCCUUACUCGUCGUCGAGCUACGUGCGAGAUUUGUCGCCUAAAAGCGACAUAGACAUUUACAGGGAGCUCGAAAAGCUGGACAAGAUAUCCUCGGCUCAGGUGAUACCCGACACGCCGUUGGACGUUUCACCGAAAAUCUUGUCGCCGGUCGCGGUUGCCUACGUUACCAACGUUUCUCCUUACACCUCCGACGUGUCGACCCCGAUUCGAUAUUCACCGAAAACGAUGCCGACGUUCGGUGACGCUUCCCCGUUAAAGGCCUCUUACGAUCCAUACAAGAGCUUCGAUUUUAAAAGCGAUCUGUCGCCGAGGAGGGUGCCCAACGAUCCGUACACGCCGCGACCCUACGACGAUGCGCUUGAUUCGAAUUUCGAGUACUUCGAUCGCGAAUCUACCGUCUGCACGAACUCCCUCUACGACGUACGCCCGAAGAGUCCUAUUUUAACGAAGGAAUCUUUGGAAUUUCGAGUGAGAUACGACAACGAUUCACCGACGCGAAAUCUCACCGACGAGUCCUUCGUUCUACCGAGCGAGGCCAAACAGAUGGCUAUGCGGAAGAGCGUUUUGUAUUUCGGCGAUCGAAGUAACGAGAUCGUCGGUACCAACGAGUCCACCGCCGGCAACGAAUCGAGAACCCUCGAUGCGAUCGCCAGUUCCUUUAUCGAUUAUUCCGCCGAAAGUUCCAACGUCUUACGUCGUAGCUACGAUCCGCCAUCCUCGCCUAUGAUAAAUUAUAUUCGCGACAAGAAUACCGAAUACGACAGAGCUUUAUCCGGCAUGGUAGGAAACGAAUCGAACGUUGGAACCUAUUUGCGAGAUUAUCAUCCUGCUCUUUCUCCAAAUCGACGAUUCGAUCAACCCUUCCCUCCGGUCGUUAACUAUCUUCCCUCGAAACUUUCUCCGGGCAUCGUCGACGAAACCAAACGACCUGUCUCUCAUCCUGACUUUCCAGAGAAAAUAACGAUCACCAGCGAGUACACCGAACCGCCUGCCAGAGGCUCCAGUUGUUACAAAAAAUCCUCUUUGAGUUUGGCCAAUAUAGGACGAUCGAGCAAAAACGGGGAGGAUAGCCUGAACGUCACCCCAAGUCCGAAGGGUCAAUUCAGUCCGUUUCCGGUGAAGAAUACGUCGAAGAAGCCGAAAGACUUGGCUCUUAAGUUGGGCCUCUACUCGCCAAAAAAUUCACCGAGCGGACCCUUGAGAAGAUCGUAGUCGAUGGCAUUGCUCGUCUCCUUGUUCUCCGAGAAGAUAUGUACGUGCAUAUAUAUAUAUAUAUAAUAUAUUUUAUUUUUCCUUCGAUGACCCACGAAGGCCCUGUUACGACGAGAAAGCCUACAUGCGGUUAAGAAAACACGAAACGAUCUUGUAUCGUUGAUGUCCAAACGCGAUGUUUUAUACACCUCUUCGACGCAUAAACUCGCAUAACUUUCCUUUUAAAUCGACAGACGCGCCUAAAGCUGUCCUAUUCCUCGUUUUUCCGAUGCCUGAUGAUAUAAUCGUAAGAUUGAAAUAUCGAAUAGCGUUAAUUGUUAAGUUGCGCGAAGAAACAGCGACUUGCUCUGCGCCAAGUUUCUCUCGCUCCAUGGUUCGAAUAAAUUGAAUUAUUGGGAUAAUAAAACGUGGCCAAAGAGCCACUUGAAAGUAGACGCUCGGAUUAGCUUUCCGUAAGUGGUACGAUAACGAGCAGUCGACAUUUGAUCUUGUACCUGUAAUUCCAAGUUACUAUCAUUCGCGUUACGACUUUAGCCCGUUGUUUUAUUAACGGAUUCGUUUCGACCUCUACCACUUGCGAAAGUUUUUCAAGAGAAGGAGCUAAGAACGACGAGCAUACAAGCGCUACCAAACACUGACAUUUUCUAACAAAUGCCUUUGGCUCCCUCCAAUUUUGCUCAUCAUACGCAUGUAUAUAUAUAUAUAUAUAUAUAUAUAUAUAUAUAUGUAUAUGUAUAUAUAUAGUAUAUUAUAUUACAUUAUAUUAUAUUAUAUUAUAUUAUAUUAUAUAUAAAUAUACAAACACGAUAUAUAACAUUUCACGUACCGUAUCGUUGAGACGUAGCAAAGAUUUUAGAGAAGCACCGAGCUUCAUUCCUCUUUCGCUUUCUUACACUGAUACUCGUUAUCACGAGCCAAGCCUGAACAUUUUGUGAUAAGAAUCAUAAGCAAGUGGAGAUCUCGAGGCGAUUGAGAAUUCCUCGCGCAGUUAGAAACACUUUGAAGAUAAGAACGUUUCAAGAGAUGACGUUUUACGAUAUUAUUUCGCGUGCUUGAUUCGUUAAAUGUACAGCCGCGCAGCUACAAUAAUUAACGUUGAACGUGCGUAAACCACGAACAGCAUAUUUACAUUUGCAAAAACUACGCGUCUCGUAAACGAUCGACCCGAUAGACGGUAGAAGGAAGAUUGUACAUACGUAUGUACGAAAGGAUUGUAUAUUUAGAUGAAGACAAGAAUCACAGGUACACACACACACACACACACACAAUAUUAAAGCCUCCACGAAAUCUUUUUAUAUAAAAUAAAGGUAGUAUUUUUAGAUGUUUCUAAUAAAGAGAAUCUUCAUAUUAAAAGAAUAAGAAAAAAAAGAUACGCAAGCUUAGCGCAGGAUACAUGCCUAGAAAGAAAACAAAUGAGAGUGCUACGCAAGACUCGUUUUCCUAAUGCGAUUUAUCAACGUUAUAGAAAUCAUUGUAUUACCUCUACGCCAGGAAAUUGUUGCGAUUUGAUCACGCGAGAAAUUAGUGUUAUUGAACGUUUUUACGAUGCUAUAAUUUUUUUUCUUUCUUAUUUUUCCGCUAAUCUUUCGCCGUUUAAUUUCACAUGUCCCAAAGUUAAAUAAAUUCUCACUGAUCGCCGUAAUAAAAAAGAAUUGUUCCAUUCAUCUGUGAUAGAGAAUAGAGAGAUGUAUUUACCGAACGUAGAAAAAAUUCCGCAAAAGUAUCGCUGAACUUAUUAAUCGCAUUUUAAUCGAAAAAAAAGAUAUCGUGCAUUUUUAUCUACAAUCUUCUUCGCUUGAGAAAAAAGAAAAAAAAUAAAUAAAAAGAGAGAACAAGUAUCCUACGAUUUUACGUCUACAACGCGGAACAAUACUUUCUUCCGAAUUCUUUACACCUUUCUUUUAUACUUUUGCACGGAUUUUUCGAAAGCAAUUUUUCUACCGAUCUCGGAAUCGAUUAUGUUUUUUAUAAUAUAAUCCUUGAAAAAGAGCGACGCCAUGAAGAAAGCACAACUUUUCGAAGGAACGAUCGCAAGGGGCGACUAUUAGGACAUGCUUUAAAGUUCGAAUGGGGAUGACGUUAACUGUUAUCUAUUAUUAAUUGUCAUUGUACAGUACCAUCCGUUCUUGUUAGUUAACCCUCUUGUUGAAGACGUAAUCAAAGAAUUAGUAGCACGUCGGUGUACGCUUGCACGAUGAAGAAAAAAUUUGUUACGUUUUAGCGAGAUUUUACUAAGCCAAUUAGAAUAAAUACAUGCACUCGGUAGUCGGAUCAAAGCGAUAAAAAUUAGUUGUCGAGCCGUCUCUCGUCGAACUUGUGCUCGAAAUUUCCUCGUGCCGAAGUACAUAGAUACUAUAGUAUAUUUACGCGUUCGAGGUCGAGAGAGGAGCGGUCCGGCCCGCGACGUUGCGCGUAUGUUGUUGCGUGCUUGGCAUAAAUACGUGGAAGAGAGGAAAGAAUAAUAUAACAAAUGGAUUAAUUAAUGUCCCUUUGAUGAUAUUACACGCCCAAUAUGGCACGUAAAUACGCGAUUCGCUGAAAACAAAGUACCUUUGCAAGUUUGCCAUUAAAAAGUAUUAGGCGAGAUUUGUAUGUAUGUACUAUAUCGGUGCGUCUUGGUUGUACGUAUACGUAUUCGAGAGUAAAGAAAGAGAAUAAGACCUAUGUAAGUUGGGAAAAUCUAGUAUUAGGUAAUAGCUUUAAAUCUUUGUCCGUGCUAACUGUUGGAUUUAACGAACCGGAAACAGUGUUCCGAAACCUGUGACGAAGAGAAAGUAAAAUUAUACACAUAAUGAGGUAUUAGCACUACGGUAACUACGUGGAUAGGAAGUUUAAUCGGAUAGUAAGUAACUAAUUAGUACAUAAAACUUGUCAUAUGUAUCGAGAUAUUAGUAUCGGCGAUGUUACUAAUUUUUCUGCUUUCUUUGAGUCGAGGAGAGGAUUUAAUAUAUAUUCGAUCGAUGGAAGGUUGACUUUGUCGCGAAGAAAAUACAUCGUCUUCUUUUCCAGUCUCUCUCUCUCUCUCUCUCUCUCUCUCUCUCUCCUUCUCUUUCCUGUUCCUCUUGAAAUAUUAAUGGUUGACAAUAUAAAUUUGGAUCGUUUCGUAAAGUUACCAAAUAAAAUUCGUAAAGUAAGUAGCGUUUUUGUACGAGACACAGUUAAGGCGCGAGAAGCGGUAGAGUACUAUAGAGAGAAAUACAAAGGAGAGGGAAAGAAACGAUAGUAGGAAGGUGUAAGCGUGUAAAAGUUAAACGAAACGCUUCAUAGAAAUUCGAUAAUAACGCUCUCCGAGGAGUCCUACGUGAUUUUAGUUUGGAGAAUCGUUACUAGCCAGACGGAUCACAGGUUUUACUAUGCGUCGCUCUUCGAUCGAAGAAAAGCAUGAGGUAUAUACAUAUGUGGUACUUACAUAGUCGUCGGUGAGAAAGAGUGGUGCCAUGUUAUAAGACUGUAUAAUUCCACGUGCGUAGAAUUAUGAGAGACGAGGCAAGAAAAGUAAAUAAAUAUAUUGACACAGAGAA
Messenger RNA from Vespula vulgaris, 12381 nucleotides. RefSeq lists its product as uncharacterized. The transcript is spliced from 11 exons. Bases 2114 to 8860 code for a protein of 2248 amino acids. The record is from RefSeq and is a predicted model, not a curated record. NCBI's taxonomy places the organism in Eukaryota, Metazoa, Arthropoda, Insecta, Hymenoptera, Vespidae. Gene Ontology annotation, cellular component: endoplasmic reticulum.